CCUUCAGCCAGUCAGUCGCAUUUCUGGAGCGCUUCCAGUGUGCAGGACACUGUACUAAGCGCUUGGGAGGGACAGGUCUGCACCAGAGAGAGCCGGCAGCGGGGAUGAAGAGGGGCACCGGCUGGACCCCCCUUGGCUUCUCCCUUGGCUUCUCCUGCUGCUGCUGCUGCAGCCUCCUCCUCCUCCUGCUGCUGCUGCUGAGGCCCGUAAAUGGUAUUCACCCAGAAUGCAGAUUUCACUUGGAAAUCCACGAGGAGGAAAUACAAUGUAUGAAACUUUUAAAUGACCAUAAAGUGGAAUAUAAAGCAUGCAGUGGUGUUUGGGACAACCUGACAUGCUGGCACCCUGCCGACAUCGGCGAGACCGUCACUGUCCCCUGCCCAAAAGUCUUCAGCAAUUUUUACAGCUUUAAAACAGGAACUAUUAGCAAAAAUUGUACAAGUGAUGGGUGGUCAGAAAUGUUUCCUGAUUUCAUAAAUGCCUGUGGUUAUACUGACAGUGAGGAUGAUGAUAUUAAGAUCACUUUCUACAUCUUGGUGAAGGCAAUUUACACCCUCGGAUACAGUGUCUCUUUGAUUGCUCUUACAACAGGAAGUAUUAUUCUUUGUCUGUUCAGAAAACUUCACUGCACACGGAAUUACAUCCAUCUGAAUCUGUUCCUCUCUUUUAUCCUGAGAGCCAUCUCUGUACUAGUCAAGGAUGAUAUUCUCUAUUCCAGUUCAGGCACUCUACAUUGUCUGGAUCAGCCUUCCUCUUGGGUUGGCUGCAAGUUUAGCUUGGUAUUUUUCCAGUACAGUAUCAUGGCAAACUUUUAUUGGCUCUUAGUGGAAGGCCUUUAUCUCCACACCCUCCUUGUGGUUAUAUUUUCUCCAAAUAGACACUUCCUGGUCUAUCUUCUGAUUGGAUGGGGAAUUCCUACAAUAUUCAUCAUUGUGUGGGCAAUAGCAAGGAUCUCUUUAGAAGACACUGGUUGCUGGGAUACAAACGAACACAGAGUUCCCUGGUGGGUUAUACGAAUACCAAUUUUAAUUUCUAUUAUAAUGACGUUUAUCCUUUUCAUUAGUAUCAUAAGGAUUUUACUGCAGAAGUUACGAUCACCUGAUAUUGGAGGCAACGAUCAAUCCCAGUACAAGAGGCUUACCAAGUCGACUUUGCUGCUGAUUCCAUUAUUUGGUAUUCACUACAUGGUGUUUGCUGUGUUUCCUAUUGGCAUUUCAAAAAAAUAUCAAAUUACAUUUGAGUUAUGUAUCGGAUCCUUUCAGGGGCUGGUGGUAGCAGUCUUAUACUGUUUUUUGAACAGUGAAGUGCAGUGUGAGCUGAAAAGGAAAUGGCGAAGUUUAUGUCUGAACCAAACAAUGGGUCGAGAUUACAGGCUUCACAGCUCUUCUAUUUCCCGAAAUGGCUCAGAGAGCGUCUUACAGUUCCACAGGAACUCAAGAGCCCCGUCAUUUCUGCAGACAGAAACCACAAUGAUCUGAACAGGGCUUGUGUUUGUUUAAAAAAAAAAAGGCAUAACGAGAGACGGUACGACACCAGGCACAGCUCAUUGUGGCGCUUUCCAAAGUGUACAAAUGUGUGCUUCGCUUUUCUCCAGAUCUGCGUUUUUAGGGAUGGCCUAGUUCUGUGCAUCGGGUGAACCAGUGACGUCUUGGCUUUACAGACUCUCUGAGCUUAAAUCUAGUCCUAGCACACAAGGCAGCCCCAUUGUGUGGUUGUUUGACUUGAAUUUAAAUGCAAAUUAUUGUAUCCCUACAGUUUUUAAAUGCCUCAUUUCUAAAGAACUUCAGUUCUGGGA
This is a messenger RNA of Tachyglossus aculeatus (Australian echidna), 1795 nucleotides long. RefSeq names its product vasoactive intestinal peptide receptor 2 (gene VIPR2). Lineage: Eukaryota; Metazoa; Chordata; Mammalia; Monotremata; Tachyglossidae. The coding region runs from base 105 to 1478 and encodes 457 amino acids. The record is from RefSeq and is a predicted model, not a curated record. Gene Ontology annotation, cellular component: plasma membrane. Gene Ontology annotation, molecular function: G protein-coupled peptide receptor activity; peptide hormone binding; vasoactive intestinal polypeptide receptor activity. Gene Ontology annotation, biological process: cell surface receptor signaling pathway; adenylate cyclase-modulating G protein-coupled receptor signaling pathway. The transcript is spliced from 13 exons.